GUUGGUGGUGUGGGUUCACUCACUGAUCUACAGUCUCAGCAUAAAUUGUGACGCUGCUCACUCCGCCAAAGCCUUUCAUUAUUCCCUUUCUCUCUCGUAAUUCUCGAAAGUUCUCAGACUUCCAAAAAAAAAAAGAAACCAAAAAUGAUGAAGCCAUCGAUGCUCAGAUCCCUGCACUCAGCAGUUAGCCGCGGCUCCUCUCACCUCUCUCGCCGCGGCUACGCCACUGAGCCAGUGCCGGAGCGCAAAGUCGCUGUUCUCGGCGCCGCCGGCGGGAUCGGCCAACCCCUCUCCCUCCUAAUGAAGCUCAACCCCCUCGUUUCAAGCCUCUCCCUUUACGAUAUCGCCGGCACCCCCGGUGUCGCUGCUGAUGUUAGCCACAUCAACACCAGAUCUGAGGUAGUUGGAUAUCAAGGUGAAGAACAGCUUGGAAAAGCUUUGGAGGGUGCAGAUGUUGUUAUAAUUCCUGCUGGUGUGCCCAGAAAGCCUGGAAUGACUCGUGAUGAUCUUUUUAAUAUUAAUGCUGGCAUUGUCAAGACACUGUGUACUGCUAUCGCUAAGUAUUGUCCCCAUGCUCUUGUUAACAUGAUAAGCAAUCCUGUGAACUCUACUGUUCCUAUUGCUUCUGAGGUUUUCAAGAAGGCUGGGACAUAUGAUGAGAAGAGAUUGUUUGGUGUUACCACCCUUGAUGUUGUUAGGGCCAAAACUUUCUAUGCUGGGAAAGCCAAAGUUCCAGUCGCUGAGGUCAAUGUACCUGUUGUAGGUGGCCAUGCAGGCAUUACUAUUCUGCCCUUAUUUUCUCAAGCCAUUCCAAAAGCCAAUCUGGGUGAUGAUGAAAUUAAGGCUCUUACAAAGAGGACGCAAGAUGGAGGAACAGAAGUUGUUGAAGCCAAGGCUGGAAAGGGCUCUGCAACUUUGUCAAUGGCUUAUGCUGGAGCCCUUUUUGCUGAUGCUUGCCUCAAGGGCCUCAAUGGCGUCCCAGAUGUUGUUGAGUGCUCAUUUGUGCAAUCCACUGUGACUGAACUUCCCUUCUUUGCUUCCAAGGUGAGGCUUGGGAAGAAUGGUGUGGAGGAAGUUUUGGGCUUGGGGCCUCUCUCAGAUUUUGAGAAACAAGGCCUUGAAAGCCUCAAGGCUGAACUGAAAUCCUCUAUUGAGAAGGGUAUCAAAUUUGCCAACCAGUAAUUGAACAAAUACGUCACAGAUACAUGUUAGUGGGUAUUCCAUUCCCAUUAAGAACCAAAUCAAAUUUUGCAAUCUCAGAACCAUUAUUGUAUUGUUUUUCGGCAGUGGUGGCGGCUUUGUUGUUUUAAUUAUUAGAUUAGGUAUACGCCAUCAUUUAAUAAUAAUUCGUCUGUUGAGCAGUUUGUUGCCCAAAGGAUUCAUUGAUCUUCAAACCAGUUUUAAUAAUGCUCCCUUUUAAUUCUAUGGUUUCACUUAAUGCAAUUGCUGGCUGUUU
This is a messenger RNA of Abrus precatorius (Indian licorice), 1456 nucleotides long. Its product is annotated as malate dehydrogenase, mitochondrial. Bases 145 to 1182 code for a protein of 345 amino acids. Gene Ontology annotation, molecular function: L-malate dehydrogenase (NAD+) activity. NCBI's taxonomy places the organism in Eukaryota, Viridiplantae, Streptophyta, Magnoliopsida, Fabales, Fabaceae. Gene Ontology annotation, biological process: malate metabolic process; tricarboxylic acid cycle. The transcript is spliced from 7 exons. Gene Ontology annotation, cellular component: cytoplasm; mitochondrion. The record is from RefSeq and is a predicted model, not a curated record.